AUGUUUUUUCGGCUUUGUAGAAUAAUAUUUUGGGGAUAUCUAUCUAUCUAUCUAUCUAUCUAUCUAUCUAUCUAUCUUGGUCUCUUCAUGUCUAUCUGUCUCUCCUGGUUUCUUCAUAUCUAUCUAUCUAUCUAUCUAUCUAUCUUGGUCUCUUCAUGUCUAUCUGUCUCUCCUGGUUUCUUCAUAUCUAUCUAUCUAUCUAUCUAUCUAUCUAUCUAUCUAUCUAUUGGUCUCUUCAUGUCUAUCUGUCUCUCCUGGUUUCCUGGUUUCUAUCUAUCUAUCUAUCUAUCUAUCUAUCUAUCUAUCUAUCUAUCUUGGUCUCUUCAUGUCUAUCUGUCUCUCCUGGUUUCUUCAUAUCUAUCUAUCUAUCUAUCUAUCUAUCUAUCUAUCUAUCUAUCUAUCUUGGUCUCUUCAUGUCUAUCUGUCUCUCCUGGUUUCUUCAUAUCUAUCUAUCUAUCUAUCUAUCAUCUAUCUAUCUAUCUAUCUGUCUUCAUGUCUAUCUGUCUCUCCUGGUUUCUUAUCUAUCUAUCUAUCUAUAUCUAUCUAUCUAUCUAUCUAUCUAUCUACCCUUGGUCUCUUCAUCCAUCUAUCUAUCUCAUCUUGGUCUCUUCAUGUCUAUCUAUCUAUCUAUCUGUCUAUCUUGGUCUCUUCAUGUCUAUCUAUCUAUCUAUCUAUCUAUCUGUCUAUCUUGGUCUCUUCAUGUCUAUCUAUCUAUCUAUGUUGGUCUCUUCAUGUCUAUCUAUCUAUCUAUCUAUCUAUCUAUCUAUCUAUCUAUCUAUCUAUCUAGGUCUCUUCAUGUCUAUCUGUCUCUCUUGGUUUCUUCAUAUCUAUCUAUCUAUCUAUCUAUCUAUCUAUCUAUCUAUCCAUCAUCUACCUUGGUCUCUUCACAUCCAUCAUCUAUCUAUCUAUCUAUCUAUCUAUCUUGGUCCCUUCCAUGUCCAUCCAUCCAUCUAUCUAUCUUGGUCUCUUCAUGUCCAUCCAUCUAUCUAUCUAUUCAUCUAUCCAUCCAUCUAUCUUGGUCUCUUCAUGUCAUAUCCAUCUAUCUAUCUAUCUAUCUAUCUAUCUUGGUCUCUUCAUGUCCAUCUAUCUAUCUAUCUAUCUUGGUCUCUUCAUGUCUAUCUAUCUAUCUUCACAUCUAUCUAUCUAUCUAUCUUCUUAUCUAUCUAUCUAUCUAUCUAUCUAUCUAUCUAUCUAUCUAUCUUGGUCUAUCAUGUUCAUCUGUCUCCUGGUUUCUUCAUAUCUAUCUAUCUAUCUAUCUAUCUAUCUAUCUAUCUAUCUAUCUAUCUAUCUAUCUAUCUUGGUCUCUUCAUGUUCAUCUAUCUAUCUAUCAUUGUCUCUUCAUCUAUCUAUCUAUCUAUCAUGGUCUCUUCUUCACAUCCAUCUAUCUAUCUAUCUUGGUCUAUCUUCAUCAUGUAUCAUCUAUCUAUCUAUCUAUCUUGGUCUCUUCAUGUCUAUCUAUCUAUCAUGGUCUCUUCAUAUCUAUCUAUCUAUCUUGGUCGCUUCAUGUCUAUCUAUCUAUCUAUCUAUCUUGGUCUCUUCAUAUCUAUCUAUCUAUCUGUUUAUCUUGGUCUCUUCAUGUCUAUCUAUCUAUCUAUCUAUCUUGGUCUCUUCAUGUCUAUCUAUCUAUCUAUCUUGGUCUCUUCAUGUCUAUCUAUCUAUCUAUCUAUCUUGGUCUCUUCAUGUCUAUCUAUCUAUCUAUCUAUCUAUCUAUCUAUCUAUCUAUCUUGGUCUCUUCAUGUCUAUCUAUCUAUCUAUCUAUCUAUUUAUCUAUCUAUCUAUCUAUCUAUCUUGGUCUCUUCAUGUCUAUCUAUCUAUCUAUCUAUCUAUCUAUCUAUCUAUCUAUCUAUCUAUCUAUCUCAAGAAGGCCAAGUGAAAGAAAUAUCUUUAACCAAGAAUCGUGCUCUCGGCAUACCCAGUAACGUGCAGAAGGAGGGGGCAGAGGUGCGACGACAUCCUGGUAUCCAUAUCGAGAGGGCAUCUAAUGAAAGCUGA
Acanthosepion pharaonis is the source of this 1992-nucleotide messenger RNA. The record is from the annotation of a GenBank genome assembly. Lineage: Eukaryota; Metazoa; Mollusca; Cephalopoda; Sepiida; Sepiidae.